AUGGAUGCCUCGAUUGCAGGAGAAAGCACGGAUGCGAUAUUGAUGGAUGAUUCUCCCGCAGAUGAGAGGGGGGUCCGGGAGGCUUGUCAAAGCGAGAUCCCGGUGGUUUCUCUGUGCCCUCCUGACAGCGUCUGCUCUGCCGAGGCCCCGCUGACAGUCAUCCAGUCGGAGAGGGAGCUGUGCGACAGCUGCAGCAGCCUCGGCAGACCCUCGUCCUCCUGCCAUCUCUAUCAAGUAUCACAGGAUCGUAGAGCCGGCGCCUAUGACUCAUCACAGCCCCAGAAAUGCUCCCAAUGCAGCCGCCAAGGGCCGUGCCACGACUGUCACUCAAACACAACAGGCCCCGGUGGUGAAGGAGGUGUGGUGGUGAAAGUGGGACACGGCUGUAGCUCCUCUCAUCAGACGUCAGGUCGCGGCGCCGUCAGAUGCCACUGGCUGCACGGCUCGAAUGAAGGCGGCACGCAGAAGCCAACACAGCGACACAUGGUGACAGUGAGGGAUGGGGGACUCUUCUGCUUCCUCAGAAAUUAUUCCCGGGUGAUAGUGGACUACCCGUUGGCAGUGCUGGUGGGUUGUGCUGUGCUGCUGCUGGGAUGCUCAUUGGCCGGACUUUUCAUUGGUCCACUGCCCGACUUUUCUGACCCACUGCUGGGUUUCGAGCCACGGGGAACGUAUAUCGGAGUGCGUCAGUCCACUUUGUCCAAGCUGCAGGAGAACACGGGCCCGGGGAAAACUCUGUCUCCUCUACCUCAGCAGCUCAGUAAAAGUUUUGGGGCCGAUGUCGAUGGAGACAGCAGCGGUGGACAACGCACCUCAGGACUUCGCUUCAAGAGGAUGUUAGCCAGAGACUCGUCCCCGGACUCCUUCCCCUGCGACGCUCCAGGCGAGCGUUUGGCCCAGCUGGUCUUCAGAUCAGAAAACUCAGCCAGUCUCUGGAGCCUGAAGGCCAUCCACGCCAUGUGCGAGAUGGAGCAGUCCAGGAUUCGCUCCCAGGCUCAGUUCCAGGACCUGUGCCAGCAGCAUGUGAGGGCGGAGGCCGAGGGAACAUCCAGGAGCGGCUGCUGUCCGAGCUGGUCUCUGGGGAAUUACUUGGCUGUCCUCACUAAUGCUUCCUGCUGUCUCAGCCUCACCUCACACCAGGUUUCUGAGUCUCUGAACCUGCUACGGAAGUGUGCUCCGCACUAUCACGAAGGACAACUGGUGGACGCCUGCGUCGACCGACCCAAACAUGGCGGCUGCUCCUCCGUUCCGUCUCGCUGCAAACAGUCCCGCAUGGUGUUCCAGAUCCUGCACUUUCUGGUCGAUAAAGACUUCCUCGGCCCGCAGACUGUUGAAUACCAAAUCCCAACGCUGAAGUACAGCCUUCUGUUCUUACCUGUCAACAAAGGGGAGCACAUGAUGAAGAUCUACAUGAACAGCCUUGAAGGCAGGGAUCUGACCCACAAUAACACCACCAUCACCGGCAUGGACUUUGGCAUCAAGCAGACGCUGUUCAAGCAUUACCUUGCCAGAGAUUCAGUUUAUCCCGUCCUAGCUGUUCUCUGCCUUCUUUUUACUAUGGCUCUGUAUCUCCAGUCACUCUUCAUAGUAGCUUUAUCUGUAAUAGCAAUCAUUGGCUCCCUCCUAACGUCUUAUUUCUUCUACAAAGUAGCAUUUCGCCUGACUUUCUUUCCCCUGGUCAACCUCUCUGCAGCUCUUAUCCUCUUAGGAAGUUGCUCCAAUCAGGUUUUUAUCUUUGCAGAUUUCUGGCAAAUGCAGCUGUCCCAGAACCCCCCUGCCUCCCUGGAGAAGAGAGUGCACAGAGCUUUGCAGGAAGUCGGCUAUUUGAUUUUAGCAUCCGGUUUGACCUCCGCCGCAGCCUUUUUCUCCGGCUAUCUCAGCAGCAUCACAGCAAUCAGAUGUUUCGCUGUUUAUCUCGGGACUGCCUCAUUCAUCAGCUCCCUCCUGGCACUGGUGUGGCUGCCUUGCUCCUUCGUUCUGCGGGAGCGCUACACAAAGGCGUCCUCUGCAUCUCUAGCAGUGCAGGGAUGGAAACCAUGCUGCGCCAAGAACCCUGGCGGCUUCUGGGAAACGAGCUCACGCAAGAGAUGCCUCUUUAUUCUUGGCCAGAAGCUGAGGGAAUUGAGACGAGGGCUCGCGGACACUUCAAAUUUGUUAUUUCUGAAAAUCUUACCUUGUGGAGUGGUGAAGUUCAGGUACAUCUGGGUGUGCUGGUUUGCAGUGCUUGCUGCUGGGGGCACAUACAUGUCCUGCAUUGAUCCAGGCAUGAAGCUGCCCACCUUAGAAAGCAAGGUCAGCCAGCUUUUCCGCUCCAGUCACCCGUUUGAGAGGUACGACGCAGAGUAUCGCCACAUGUUUAUGUUUCAGAGACAGAGAAAUGGCGAAGAUAAGCCUGUCACAGUAACACUUGUUUGGGGGGUCAAACCCACAGAUAACGGGGAUCACUUUGACCCUAAUAGCAAUGGCUCUUUGGUGCUUGACCCAGACUUUAACAUGAGCAGACCAGACGCUCAGAUCUGGUUAAGAGACCUGUGUGGAAGGGUCCAGAACCAAAGCUUUUAUUCCUCUCCCUCAACGGAGGGUACAAAUGCAAUGACAGACAAUAUCUGUCUCGUGGAGCAGCUAAUUCGCUGGGUGUCUGUCAGACAGUGCUCAGAGAGUGACGACGCCCUUCACUUCUGCUGCAAAGACAUCCCUUUCCCCUACCCUCCCAGCAUUUUUGAGAACUGCCUCAGUAUGAUGCUGGCAGAGAGGUAUGCCGAGGGCCAUCUGGCCCACAGCGGAGGCCUGUACUUCAAGCCAGAUGGCCGGGUCGCUGCCCUCGUGUUGGCAUUCACGACCACAUACCUCUACAGCUUCAACUAUAGCAGAACCAGUGUUUUCUACAGAGAAAUCCUGACAUGGUUUAACAGAGAAAUAUCAGGAGCGCCACAGGGGCUGGAGAACGUCUGGUUCAUCAGUCAGCUGUCUCUUUAUGAUCUACAACAGUCUUUGAGCUCAGAGACUCUGGUAGUCGCUGGCUUCUCUGUAGCGCUUACUUUUGUUUUGCUUUUUCUAACCACCUGGAAUAUCCCACUGAGCAUUUACGGGACUGUAGCAGUAGGAGGCAGUGUGUUCGUAACAGUCGGCCUCCUGGUUCUCCUUGAAUGGCAGCUGAGCGGCAUCGAGGCUCUGUUUAUAUCAUCGGCAGCAGGACUGUCUGUGGACUUUAUAGCCGACUACUGCAUAUCAUAUAGCAUGGCUCCUCAUUCGGACAAAAUUGGGAAAGUGGCACACUCCACCAAACGAAUGGGACGACCUGUAGCAAUAGUGUCUGGUGCAUUUUUCUCCAUGGGGAUCAUCAUGUUGCCUGCCACGGCCUUGCUGAUCAGAAAACUGGGGAUUUUCCUGUUUUUGGUGAAAUGUGUCGCUUGUGGAUUUGCAACCUUCUUUUUGCAGUCCCUGUGCUGCUUUUUCGGACCUAAAACAAACUGUGGGAAGAUCUCUCUGCCGUGUUUUUCAGAUCAGACUGAUGGGCUGUCGUCAGCAACAGAACCUGGUUCCUCCUCUGCAGCAAACGGAGCUUUUGGCAGAUCUAGAGUGAGGAGGAGUUAUGAUAAAGAAGCAGGUGGCUAUCUCUACCCCAACCAGCAGCGUCAGCACAGACAGAAUCAGACCGGAGGAAGAGGGGGCCGAGGUCCGGAGCAAUACGAGCUGCAGCCACUGGCUUAUCGGCUGAGCGACAGCUUUGACAACAGCACCUGCACCAGUAAACUGUCCAACCGACCCUCAGUGCUUUCUGAUGAGAUUGAGUAUUGUGACAGAGAUAUAAGAAAUAGCAUGGAUGGCGAGGGUGAUGAGACAGGCAGCCGUCAACCACCUCCAGCCUUCCAGACUUCAUCACCUUACAAAGAAAACACCCUGCGGCCUGGAGGGCUGCCACAAGAGGACCUCGCUAAGGACAAGGUGCUGUGUGAGACAUGCAGAGGUCAGUCUGGGGGGGUGACACACUGGGGCAAUACAUCCUUCUCCUCAUCUUCCAGCAUACAGGAGACUAUAAUCAGCCACACACUGGAGACCACUGACCAACCAUCUUUCUGCAAAGACGACCAAACCUCAGAGGAGUGUCUCCACUACCCCUCCCAAACAAGGCACCUCUCCUCUCAGUCCCAGAGCUCCUGUGAGGGUCUGGAGGAUUCCUGUGAAACGUGCCUCAGUGACAUCGAGCCCGGGCCUUCGAACAUGCAGCAACAAGAAGGAGACGCUCAGUUACAACCAGGGUACCUGAACGGAAAGAGGGAUACGUUACGGCUCUCACUGAAGGAAACAGUUUAUGAAACGGGUAAAAAGGGCCGGAGCAGUCAGAGUGAAGACGUGGUUGUAUUACCCAACAGUAAGCCAGACUUACCAGAUGUGUGGAUAAAGAGAGGUGGAAAACGGGAGGAUACAUGUUGA
Limanda limanda (common dab) is the source of this 4434-nucleotide messenger RNA. It is a transcript of the gene disp2, whose product is annotated as dispatched RND transporter family member 2. The record is from RefSeq and is a predicted model, not a curated record. NCBI's taxonomy places the organism in Eukaryota, Metazoa, Chordata, Actinopteri, Pleuronectiformes, Pleuronectidae. The transcript has 10 exons. Bases 1 to 4434 code for a protein of 1477 amino acids.